Messenger RNA from Styela clava, 2358 nucleotides. RefSeq lists its product as uncharacterized. The record is from RefSeq and is a predicted model, not a curated record. NCBI's taxonomy places the organism in Eukaryota, Metazoa, Chordata, Ascidiacea, Stolidobranchia, Styelidae.
GGGUGUCUUGAUUUUUAUUCAAACAACAAUCUUUAUAGUUGACACUCGCUAAUGAUGGGUGGUAAACGCCCAAUUUGGCAAUUCCGGUUGAAGUCCUUCUGAAUCUCAAGUUAAGAAUCGGACUCCGAAAUUCCAAUGGAGAACUUGCGUCUUAGAUGGUCUUUUGUGCUGUUGAGAUUUACUAUCAACAUAUUAUAUACUUUUAAAUGGAGUUACUUCAAUUUCUCCAUCUAAUUUUGAGGCACAAAAUGCCAGAAAAGCUAAAAACUUCUAAUGUUUGUGAGCACUUUGUUUUAAAGUUCCAAAGUAAAGUCAAGGGCUACUGCAACAUCACAGGAAGUGUUUUAGGGGAAAAACAUGUUUCUGUUGGACUUGAUCAAACAAGUGGCACUGCUACCUCGCUUUUGCCAUAACCUAAGCAGCUGAAAUUAACGUCUUAUUUUCCAACUCCGGUCACACCUGCGAAAUUCAAGAAGAUCACUGAACUGAGUUUGAAUAGGCCUACUAUAGAAAAUAAUUUGGGACCGAUUGGUUAAGUGGAGUGGGAAAACUAAACAAAAAAAUUAAUAAGAAGUUAGCAGCCAGAUACGAAAUUCCAAGUUGCCGAACACUGACAAGAAAUACCAAAGGGAAUGUUUUAAACUGUGAAAAUCAUAUAGGGAAAGAAAAUGUAAAAUAUGCAGCAUUAACAACAGAUCUAUGGUGCAAUGCAAAAAUGUAACCUUUACUUGGCAUGACUCUUCACAAUAUGAGUGGAAUAAUGUUUCCACAAGAUGAAAUUCUACAUGCAAUAUGCUGCUGACGUGCUGAGACUCUGCUGCUUGCAAGCGUGUGUUCAUCAAGUGCUCUGCAAUGGGCUCAUUGUGGAACUGAUAUCAACGUCUCCUUUGGAGUUGAGAGACAUCCACUUUGCACUAACUCAAAAUCUUGUAAAAAUGCUGAAACCUAUUGAGAUCGGAACAGAUUACCUAGGAGGUGAGAAGUAUGUCUCAAUAAGUGGCGUAAUACCAUUUUUCAAAGUAUUAUCCCAGACAUGUCUUGCGAAGAAGAUUCACAAAGUUUGGCAUUAUUCAAAACAAGACCAAGAUUUUGACCCAGAUUUAAUAGAGAUUUGGGUUUGUUUUCGACCAAAACUAACCUCAUAUGACAUGAGCAUUACGACUUGGCUGAACCCAAGCUACAAGAUGUGCUAUUUCAAAAAAUUAGCUUCUAUUCGAGUACCAAGUUUCAUUGUAAAAAAAUACCUUUUACUGCUUCAAUUUUUAGUUCUUAUUUUUAAUAGAUAAAAGGCAAUGUGGUAUCAGAAAUGAUCUCCAUUAAGCAACAGCAGUCGAAAGCUUAUGAUGAAUGUUUCGGCAAGAAUAUCAACAAUUGUCUUGAAUGGCAUCACGAGUUUGCCAAAAAAAAUCAUUGGUUGACCUAUGAGUCGUGGCGAUGAAAGCAGAGACACAAAUGAACGAAAUGAUGAUGAAAUUGCUAGUGUUUCGAAAAAAAAAAAAAGCAUCUUAUUUAAAAACAAAAAUUAAACCCAACAACUUAGAUACUUGGAAUGGGGGAAGAGUAAUGCUGCUAUUACACCUGUUCGAAAAAAUCGCAUUGAACUGAUUGAGGUACUCACGUAUACCUGCUACAUCAGCAUCCUCUGAACGAUGCAGGAUUGACUGCUACUAAAUUAAGAUCACGCCUAACUGGAAAACAUGUAGAGAGUUUAAAUGUUUUUCUAAAAAAAAUUUUGUAUGCGAAUUUCUCAAUUUUAUUUUAAUUUUUACCAUUUCGUCCAAUUUUAAAAGGUUUCACAUUGCAAUAAAAAAGUUUUAAAAUUCAGAUUACUGGUGUAUGUCCUUGAUUUAAUCUGUUACAAACUAUUAUAAUUUUACAUUUUUCGAUGUUCGAAAUUUAGGUCGCGCCUCAAAAAGUAAGAACUACUAUACUAUGGUAUAUUGAUAUGUAACCAUUGAGGACCACACAAUGACUUGUUAAAGCAUUGCAAUGUUGAUAAUGCAACAAUGCUGCUACAAUAACUUAAUUAACAGCAGCAGCAAGUUUCUCAUUAAUGCAGACAUUGAAUCGAUUAUAUAUGACCCACUUCCCAAUGUUCCUUUUCGAACAAAAAAAUAUAAUUGUUGACCCAUUCACUGAAAAAGGUUUGCCAUCCCUGCUGUAACGUUGCCAACAUCUGGUGACUUUACUAUUGAUUGGUCUAAAAAUUUUGAUACAAAAUCAUUAAUGCUACAAUAUCCACUACUAUUAGUAGUACAAUGUUAAGAAGAAUUUGUCUUAGCAUAACCAACAAGCUCAAUCUGGGUUGAAAAUCACUAGUCUGUAUUGAUUAUAAUUUAUAUUUCAUGUCUUUUUUUU